CCGAAUUGUAUGAAUCGACAAACAAUUCUCCAUGAAAUUGGACAUGCAAUUGGAUUCUAUCAUGAACACAAGCGCCCUGACCGAGAUCAGUAUAUCACAGUACUUGAAGAGAAUAUAAAAGACAAUAAGAGGUACAAUUUUGAAAAAUCUAAUGAAAUUGAUACGUACGGCUUGCCAUAUGAUUAUACAAGUAUCAUGCAUUAUAAAGAGAACGAUCCAUAUUUCCAAAACAUUAUUGGCAAUACCCAAGGCCUGAGUAAUUAUGAUAUUCAGCUUGCCAACCUGAUGUACAACUGUAG
This is a messenger RNA of Candidula unifasciata, 299 nucleotides long. Lineage: Eukaryota; Metazoa; Mollusca; Gastropoda; Stylommatophora; Geomitridae. The record is from the annotation of a GenBank genome assembly.